Molecule: messenger RNA, 1364 nt
Organism: Vigna angularis (adzuki bean)
Lineage: Eukaryota; Viridiplantae; Streptophyta; Magnoliopsida; Fabales; Fabaceae
Exons: 6
Coding region: 122-1057 (311 amino acids)
Biological process (GO): transmembrane transport
Source: RefSeq, a predicted model, not a curated record
UCUAUAAAUGAUACAAAGUUCCUUGCGUAUGCUCUUCCUUCUCAGUUUUGCAUCUCUUCCAUAUUCGAAAUCUGCAGCAGCACUGAGCUACUCAUGAACGAUUCUCUUCUCCGCUGGAGCAAUGGCCUCUUCCGAUAUUGAUUGGGACAGGCUAGAUAAAAAGAAGUUCUAUGUCGUGGGAGCAGGACUCUUUACAGGUGUUACAGUAGCACUCUACCCGGUUUCUGUUGUGAAAACUAGGCUGCAGGUUGCUUCAAAGGAUACUCUGGAGAGAAGUGCAUUAUCUGUUGUGAAAGGAUUACUUAAAACGGAUGGCAUCCGUGGUUUGUAUAAAGGGUUUUUUACAGUUAUGACUGGUACAAUUCCUACCAGAAUCAUAUUUCUUACUGCCUUGGAGACCACAAAGGUGGCUUCCCUCAGGAUGCUGGAGCCAUUUAGACUAUCUGAUACCACCCAGGCUGCCAUAUCAAAUGGAGUAGCAGGCAUGACAUCAUCACUUUUGGCACAAGCUAUGUUUGUUCCAAUUGAUGUGGUUAGCCAAAAGUUGAUGGUGCAAGGAUACUCUGGCCAUACGCAAUAUAGGGGGGGUUUGGAUGUUGCUCGUAAGGUGUUAAGGUCUGAUGGCAUUAGGGGAUUAUAUAGAGGAUUUGGUCUAUCUGUCGUGACAUAUGUACCAUCUAGUGCUGUGUGGUGGGCAAGUUAUGGCUCAAGUAAACAUUACUUAUGGAGAAUCUUGGGGGAUAACUCCGGUGAGGAAGGCACUCCUAGUCUACUAAAGAUUAUGUUAGUUCAGGCUACUGGAGGGAUCAUUGCUGGUGCUACUGCAUCCUGUAUUACAACCCCGUUGGAUACAAUCAAGACACGGUUACAGGUGACUGGACUUGAAAAGAAAAUCUCUGUAAAACAAGUUGUUAAAGAUUUGAUUCUUGAAGAUGGUUGGAAAGGUUUAUAUAGAGGAUUAGGUCCAAGGUUUUUCAGCAUGUCAGCGUGGGGCACUUCAAUGAUUCUGGCUUAUGAAUAUCUGAAGCGCGUGUGUGCAAAGGAUGAAGAUGUGUAAACUGAUGUAGUUUGGAAUUGUCCAAGAAUUUUGUCUCAAAUGCUUCGCUGGACAUUACUGGAAAAAUCACAAUGGCAAUUGAGCAAGAGUUUUGCUGCUGGACAUACCUGUUAGUUUUUUAGCCACAUAACCAGUCACAUAUGCACUAGAUUUACUGCUUAAAAGGUUUUAAACUUUAAGCAGACAGUUGAGCUAAUUGAUUGUUCAACGAAUUAAUCGUUAGGAACAUAAAUAUGGAAAUUUUUGUACUAUAAUUUUUUUUUCCAUUCUUUUCGAAGACUAAAUUGGAUUAGAUGCGUUCUCUUCU